This is a messenger RNA of Paecilomyces variotii, 918 nucleotides long. RefSeq names its product putative mitochondrial 2-oxodicarboxylate carrier protein. The coding region runs from base 1 to 918 and encodes 305 amino acids. Lineage: Eukaryota; Fungi; Ascomycota; Eurotiomycetes; Eurotiales; Thermoascaceae. The record is from RefSeq and is a predicted model, not a curated record. The transcript has 5 exons. Gene Ontology annotation, biological process: transmembrane transport.
AUGUCUGCGGCCAAGGACCAGAAGCCAUUGCCCUUCCAAUACCAGUUCGCCGCUGGUGCGGUGGCUGGUGUGUCUGAGAUCUUGGUGAUGUACCCAUUGGAUGUUGUCAAGACGAGAGUUCAGCUGCAGAAGGGCGUCGCCGUCGCUGGUGAGGAUAGCUACAAUGGCAUGUUCGACUGCUUCCGGAAGAUCAUCAAGAACGAAGGUUUCUCCCGUCUGUACCGUGGUAUCAGCGCCCCUAUCCUGAUGGAGGCACCCAAGCGUGCGACCAAGUUCGCUGCCAACGACAGCUGGGGUUCUUUCUACCGUAACUUGUUCGGCGUCCAGAAGCAGAACCAGGCGCUCUCCGUUCUGACCGGUGCCACUGCCGGUGCUACGGAGGCCUUUGUCGUCGUUCCUUUCGAGCUGGUCAAGAUUCGUCUGCAGGACAGGGCUUCUGCUGGCAAGUACAACGGCAUGCUGGACGUGGUGAAGAAGAUCGUCCAGGCUGAGGGUCCUCUGGCGCUGUACAAUGGUCUGGAGUCCACUCUGUGGCGCCACAUCCUGUGGAACGGAGGUUACUUCGGUUGUAUCUUCCAGGUCCGCGCUCAGCUUCCUCCGGCCGAGCCCGGCAACAAGUCACAGCAGACUCGUAAUGACCUGCUUGCCGGUACCAUCGGUGGUAUCGCCGGUACCGUUGUCAACACCCCCAUGGACGUUGUCAAGUCGCGUAUCCAGAACUCUCCCAAGGUCGCUGGCGUCGUUCCCAAGUACAACUGGGCCUGGCCUGCCGUUGCAACCGUCAUGAAGGAGGAGGGAUUCGGUGCCCUUUACAAGGGAUUCAUCCCCAAGGUUCUCCGACUGGGUCCUGGUGGUGGUAUCCUCCUGGUGGUCUUCACCGGUGUCAUGGACUUCUUCAGAAAGAUUCGAAACGAAUAA